This is a messenger RNA of Lichtheimia ornata, 2928 nucleotides long. RefSeq lists its product as uncharacterized. Gene Ontology annotation, cellular component: plasma membrane. NCBI's taxonomy places the organism in Eukaryota, Fungi, Mucoromycota, Mucoromycetes, Mucorales, Lichtheimiaceae. Gene Ontology annotation, molecular function: calcium-activated cation channel activity. The record is from RefSeq and is a predicted model, not a curated record. Bases 1 to 2928 code for a protein of 975 amino acids. The transcript has 9 exons.
AUGGCGACGAUAACAUUGGAGAAGCGUGGGGUUCCUUUUUUCGAUAUCGGUGAUGGUUUUGAGGAUGUGCCAGGUACCUCGGCCUAUAGUGCUCGGAAUCAAAGUGGAUUGAUCACACAAUUGUUGGUGUGUGCGAGCACUGGGUUACUUUGCUUUCUUGUGUUUUGCUUUUUACGUCCACGACACAAGCCUCCUGAACUUCCCAAUUCUUUUUUCGGCUGGAUCAUCCCUUUCAUCAAAAUCGAUCAUCAAGAGGUGAUGGAUAAAGUCGGCUUGGAUGCUGUAGUGAUCCUCCAGUUUAUCACAAUGGCAAUCAAGUUAUUUGGUGUGUGCUCGUUUUUCGGCGUAGUGACACUUGUACCUAUCAGCGUGACAACAGGAAAUGCCACCCAUGCAAAUGUCACUGGGCAGCUGGAUGAAUUAGCCAUCACUGUGUUAGAAGAUGGAUCCAAUUAUCUCAUCGCCUACUUGUGUUUCACGUACUUUUUUUGCUUCCUGACCUUCUUUUUCCUGCAUCGGAAUUUCCGCUCGUUUCUUGAUCUACGUGCACGUUACUUGCUUCGUAUGCGAAAAACGCUUUCCAGCCGUACAGUGGUAGUUACCGGUAUCCCUCAUCCGUUACGUACAGACGAUGCCUUGGCCGAGUAUUAUUCUCAUCUCAAUAUCGGUGCCGUCAAUAACGCACAUAUUGUACGCCAUUUACAUCAUCUCAAUUCAUUGCUCCGAAAACGUGCACGCGCCUUGCAAAAGCUUGAAACGGCCUAUACGCAAUAUUGGGGCAACCCAUGCAAAGUGCCUGGAUACGAUCCUGAUCAGAUUUUAAAUCAUCUCAGCAUGACCAACAAUAGCGACCCUAUCCAAUUCAUGGAACAAGAAACCGCCAUGGCAGCUUCCCUUUUAACCAAAAAGCUUCCAAAAAUUCGAACAGGGUUUAUGGGGCUUUGGGGUAAACAAGUGAAUGCCAUACAGUAUUAUACAGAGCAAUUCAACGACUUAGAUCAAAAAGUACUCGAAGCAAGAGAAUCAUCCACCUUUGAAAUGACCAAUGUGGGGUUUGUCACCUUUAAGCAUAUGGCGAGUGCUUUGAUUGCAUCCCAAAUUGCCAUUCACCCUGAGCCAUUCAAUUGCCGCACAGUCAUGACCUUUGAGCCUCGUGAUGUGCUAUGGUCCAAUAUCGCUGUGCGUGGACGUGAAAGAUUGGUGCGAGAGCUCUUUGUUUGGGCAGUGACCAUUCUCUUAUCCUUCUUUUGGAUCGCGCCGAUAUCAGCAUUCUCCACCCUUACCAGUCUUGAUGCUCUAGAACGCGUAUUUCCUCAACUUGUCGCUGCAGCGGAUGAUUCAGUGUUCCUUCAAAACAUCCUACAAGGACUUUUGCCAACAAUAGCUGUCAACGUGUUUAUGGCCGUGUUGCCCUUGAUUUUUGAUGCCCUAGGUAUUAUUCAAGGAUUACGUUCACGUAGUGCAAUUGCCGAAGCCACAUUCAGCAAAUACUUUUUCUUUCUCUUGUUCAACGUGCUAUUGGUGUUCACCAUUGCAAGCACGAUUACCAAGACGUUGGAACAAUUGUGGAACCACCCCGCUGCCGUAGCUAAUUUGUUGGGUACCACACUGCCAGCGGUUGCACCUUUCUUUAUCAAUUAUACCGUAUUGCAAGGGAUGCUUUUGAUGCCGCUCAGCUUGCUCUUAUUUGGUGCAUUGAUCAUCCGCGGGUACUCGCACGUCUUUUUGUGUAAAACGCCUCGAGACUAUGCCAGUAAUCGUGCACCAUGGGCAUUCAAUUAUGGCACAGGCUAUCCACCACUGCUACUCAUCUUUAUCAUUGUACUUGAAUACUCCUCUAUCUCACCCAUUAUCCUUCUCUUUGGCACCAUUUAUUUCUGUAUUGCCUAUGUGGUCUACAAAUACCAGUUGCUGUAUGUGUAUUUUCAGCCGUUUGAUGCUGUGGGAGGUGCAUGGACGAUGGUGUUUCCUCGCAUCAUUCUUGGCAUGAUCCUGUUUCAAUUGACAAUGACCGGUAUCUUUGUGCUAAAGAGCUUUUUUACGCUUGCUGCAUUGUGUGUACCAUUGAUUGUAUUCACUGUGCUCUUUAAAUUGGGCAUGGAUGCAGCAUUCGAUCGCAACAGCAAGCAUUUGCCGAUGCAGAUUCUACGUGAUAAGACCGAUCAGUUACCUGGUGGUGGUGGCAACAGCAGCGGCAUGACGAGUGAUGAUGACGAUGAUACAUACGAUACAAGUGACGAGAACGAUAGUAGCAGCAGCAGUGAUGAUGAUGAAGAAUCCGAAGCAGCACGUGAGCGAUGGAAAAAAGCAACGAGAAUGGCAUCGCAAAUGGUAUCAUCGCCAUCCUCAAGUCGUAAACGACAUGUACGACGAGUGAUUUUGGAUGAAGAUGACUAUGCAGCUAUCCCAGAUCGUUACACGGAUUAUCGACAACCUCCCAUGGAACUUAAUCCAGGUGUGUUGGACACGGGUCUCAAAGCCUACGCCAACCCAGCAUUGAUUGGUAUAUUGCCACAACUGUGGCUACCUGUAAAGGCUGGUGAGGUGGGCGCUACAGCCGUACCAGCAGCAUCCAAGCGAUUCUCUCGUCGGCAUUAUGCAAGUCAUGUGGUGGUUGCAAAAGACUUGAUGCAACUUUUAAAAAGAGCCGAAUCGGUCAAGCGACGGACCACAAACAAUGAUCAUCAUCAAGAACCAAAACGAGGUCUUUUAAGUCGCUUGUUUCCAUGGAAACCUGUUGCUACUGCUUCUACUACUCCCACUACGAUGCAAUCCAUCGAUGCAGCAACAUCCUCAUUUGCAAAAAUAGGCAAUAUGGAAAAGGCUGGAACAUCUCAAGAGCAUAUUUUAAGACCAUCAAGUACAGAUGGAAAACAAGAUAACCGAUCAAGCCAUGGUAGUAGCAGCUGUUCACCAGAAAUAACCUGA